GGCAAUAGGAUGUACGGCCUCGGGUUCUGCGCCGGGGACGUCGCCACGAGCGACGAGUGCGCAUCAUGCCUCGCAACAGCGGGGCGAGCCAUUGCGGAGGAGUGCCCCAACAAGACGGAGGGGUACAUGUGGUACGGCCAGUGCUUCUUGAAGUACUCGCAGCAGCGCUUCUUCGGUGAGCUAGACGCCGACGAGCACACCUUCUGCGGCGGCGCGGCGCCGGUGACCGCGGAGUUCGGUAAUGCGACAGAGGCGGGAGCGCGGAGCAUCGCGCAGGCCGCGUGGGGCAGCCCGUCGAUGUACGCCGCCGGCGAGGUGGUGGUGAACACGACGGCGAGGAGCUACGUGCUGGCGCAGUGCACGCGGGAUUUGACGGCCAACAUAUGCCAGAUUUGCUUGGGUGGCGGGAUCGGGAGGAUGACGGCGUCGUGCGGGGCGCAGAGCGGCGGUUGGCAGUACUUGACCGGCAGCUGCACCGUCCGCUACGAACAAUUCCGCUUCUUCAACGAUCCAUCCGCUUGGACCACGCAAGGAGGGAAAUCAUCAAGAGGUAAAGUCAUUGCCAUUGUUCUUCCAAUUGUGGGAGCUGUGCUAUUUGGAGUUGUUCUCUUGCUUUUGUUGAUUUUGAGGAGAAGAAGAGGAAAAAAAAGCUUUCAGGAAAGUGAAAAUUCUAAACUAAACUCUCUCAAGAGGCUGCAAGACAAAGACCUAACCCUCAUGGAUCUGGAUGUCAUACAAGCCGCUACGAAUAACUUCUCCGAUGAAAACAAGCUCGGAGAAGGUGGAUUUGGAGCCGUUUACAGGGGAGUACUAGUCGAUGGAAAAGAGAUAGCAGUGAAAAGGCUAUCUCAAAAAUCGAAUCAAGGUUCUUCUGAGUUCAAGAAUGAGGUGAAGCUUAUAGCAAAGCUUCAGCACAAGAAUCUUGUGAGGAUGUUGGGAUGUUGUGCUGAAGGGCAAGAGAAGUUACUAAUCUAUGAAUUCCUCCCCAAUAAAAGUCUUGAUGUCUUUCUAUUUGAUCCAAACCAGCGCGCACAAUUGAGUUGGGAGAGAAGGUUUCUCAUAAUCUCAGGAAUCGCCAAAGGCCUUCUCUAUCUCCAUGAAGACUCACUCCUCAAGGUCAUCCAUAGGGAUCUUAAAGCGAGCAACAUCUUGCUGGACAAAGACAUGAACCCGAAGAUAUCAGACUUUGGCAUGGCGAAGGUUUAUAGCACAGAGGAUAGUGAUGUAGACACAAGUCGGAUUGUUGGAACUUACGGAUAUAUGGCUCCCGAAUAUGCCAUGAGUGGAUUCUUCUCAGUAAAGUCGGAUGUGUUCAGCUAUGGAGUCCUUCUCUUGGAAAUUAUAAGCGGGGAAAGGAACGGUCGAGCAUACGCAGAGAAACAUGGCCAUAACCUACUUACACAUGCAUGGAACCUAUGGAAUGAUGGGAAGGCAUUGGAGUUCAUCGAUUCGCUGCUUGAGAAACAAUAUGGGGCUGAUGAGGCAGUGAAAUGUAUCCAAAUAGCUCUACUAUGUGUUCAAGAAACAAUGGAGGGAAGACCUACUAUGUCCGAAGUUGUUCUUAUGUUACGAAGUGAUCAUAUCGCGCUUCCUAGACCUGUACCACCUCCAAACUUUAUGAAUAGAAGGCAGUUUGAAUCUGAGUUGCCUUUUUCUAGCACGAUGAAUCCAACGACACUUAUGUCUAUCAACGAGGUUACCGACUCGUAUGCUGUUCCUAGAUAACAAACUGAAAGAAAGGUUGGUUAGGCAAUGUAUGCUUUAUGAAUUUCGUUCAAGAAGAAAAUUUAUGUAAAGUGUAUCUUGUUCCUUGAGCAAAGGCAUAAGCUUGUGUA
Molecule: messenger RNA, 1835 nt
Organism: Zingiber officinale
Lineage: Eukaryota; Viridiplantae; Streptophyta; Magnoliopsida; Zingiberales; Zingiberaceae
Product: putative receptor-like protein kinase At4g00960
Exons: 7
Coding region: 10-1725 (571 amino acids)
Biological process (GO): protein phosphorylation
Molecular function (GO): ATP binding; protein kinase activity
Source: RefSeq, a predicted model, not a curated record